AUGGAGGAGACAGAGGACAUGUUUGAGUCCUCUCUAAACCUAGAAGAGAUACACUUCAAGGAAGGCUAUGCUGAGGGCUACGGGCAUGGCCUAGACCAAGGCAAAGAGGAGGGUCAACAAGUGGGCCUAAAAGUGGGCUUCGAGGGUGGUGAGGAACUCGGGUUCUAUCGAGGUUGCAUCAAUGUCUGGAACUUGGUGAUCCAGGUCGACCCAACACGAUUCUCAGAUCGAGUCCAGAAAAUGAUCAAGCAAAUGGACGAGUUGGUUGCAAAAUAUCCAGUCAUGGACCCAGAGAACGAGAGCAUCCAAGAGGUGAUGGAUGGGUUGAGACUCAAGUUCAGGGCAGUCUGUGCUACACUCAAUGUCAAAUUGGAGUAUAUUGGGUAUCCCAAAACAGCGCAAGAUUCUGAGUUUUGA
Quercus lobata is the source of this 417-nucleotide messenger RNA. Its product is annotated as protein LTO1 homolog. The coding region runs from base 1 to 417 and encodes 138 amino acids. NCBI's taxonomy places the organism in Eukaryota, Viridiplantae, Streptophyta, Magnoliopsida, Fagales, Fagaceae. The transcript has a single exon. The record is from RefSeq and is a predicted model, not a curated record.